AUGAAAAUAAAAGCUAAUAAUAAUAUUAUAAGUGAUAAGGUACUUAAGGCUGAAAGCUUAAUGAAAAACUAUAAAGAUACUCUUUUAGCUCUAAGCAUUCAAAAAUUAGUAGAAGCUUUUCCGAAAUGCGGAAAAGCUGAACUAUCAAAAGCAAAAAAAAUAGUUCAAGCAGAACAAGUGCUUGUAGCUAAUGGAUAUGAUACAAAUGAUCAUCAAGAGGAUGAUGAUGAAGCAGAAGAAGAAGAAAGUGAAGCAGAAGAAGAGGAUCCAGUUGUUUCUAAGAAGAAGAAGAAAGCAAAACACCAUCACAAUGAAAGUGAUGUCUUAUCAAGCUGCGCAGAUAUUAGUGGAAGAAAUGUAUUCGAUCACAACAUUAUAGCAAGGGAAAAUAAUGUUUACCUAAUUACUCGGAAGAUACAUUGCACAGUCAAUGUCAACUUUGAAAGUUCUAAGGGUGGAAGGCUUAUCUACACUUUUGAAACGGAUACGGUUCUUAGCUCUGACCAUACUUGUAUGACCAAUCUAUUAAAAGUAGAUCCUGAACACAAGGAUAUGCAAUGGUUCAAGAAAAAAGUAUAUCCCAUUACCAUCGAUUUCACUCUUCCAGAUGGUACCGAAAAAGACAAAGAAAAAAUAGAGUACAUUAAGGAUGAUAAAUAUCAUAUAUGGAAAUUCCCAAGAAGAAACAUUUUGAUGGACACAAAAUUCAAAAUGAUAACUGAAUAA
Molecule: messenger RNA, 726 nt
Organism: Heterostelium album PN500
Lineage: Eukaryota; Evosea; Eumycetozoa; Acytosteliales; Acytosteliaceae
Exons: 2
Coding region: 1-726 (241 amino acids)
Source: RefSeq, a predicted model, not a curated record